GUAUAGUGUCAUUCAAUUAGUUUGUAUUUUUGUGACGGUUCAUUCAAUUUCCUGGGUUUUUGUGAUAUUUAGGGUUAAAUAAAUUUUGGGUGGUGCUUAUAAUUGUUAGAGUCUGAGAUGCCAAUUUAGUUGUUGGGAUUCUUUUUUCUUUGUUUUUGAAUAUAAUAAUGAAUAUAAACAAAAAUGGGUCAAAGAACAUUCGUAUAUUUGGUCUACAAUUUGAACCAAAUAAAUCAAUUUUCUUCGACUUAUUUCUUUUUUAUUUUUCGUUGUAGAGGGUCAAUUUCCGAUGCGAUGGGAAGGCAAGAAGAGAGAAACAGAAGGAAACUAGUGACUUUAGAUUGAAAAGUAAUGGCAAAGGAGCAAAUUCAGGUGCUAAAUGCACUUGAUGUGGCGAAAACGCAAUGGUAUCACUUCACAGCAAUCAUCAUUGCUGGAAUGGGAUUCUUUACUGAUGCCUAUGAUCUGUUCUGCAUAUCCCUUGUUACCAAGUUGCUGGGACGCAUAUAUUACCAUGUUGAUGGUGCCGGGAAGCCCGGUACAUUGCCACCCAAUGUAUCAGCUGCGGUUAAUGGGGUUGCUUUCUGUGGUACACUUACAGGGCAGCUUUUCUUUGGCUGGCUUGGUGAUAAGUUGGGUAGGAAGAAAGUGUAUGGUAUGACACUGAUGAUAAUGGUAAUCUGCUCCAUUGGUUCCGGCCUUUCUUUUGGACACAAUCCAAAAACGGUCAUGGCAACUCUUUGCUUCUUCCGUUUUUGGCUUGGGUUUGGUAUUGGUGGAGAUUACCCGCUUUCGGCUACUAUAAUGUCAGAGUAUUCUAAUAAGAAGACUCGUGGUGCCUUCAUUGCUGCAGUCUUUGCCAUGCAGGGGUUUGGAAUUUUGGGAGGUGGUAUAUUUGCAAUCAUAGUUUCAGCUGCAUUCAAGGCCAUGUUUGAUUCACCGUCUUACGAGGUUGAUCCAGUUCGUUCAACUGUUCCACAAGCAGACUACAUUUGGAGGAUAAUUGUGAUGGUAGGAGCACUCCCGGCUGCAAUGACUUACUAUUGGCGGAUGAAGAUGCCAGAAACUGCUCGUUACACUGCUCUAGUUGCUAAGGACACCAAGCAGGCUGCAGCAGAUAUGUCUAAGGUUUUGCAGGUUGAGAUUCAAGCUGAACCACAACAAGCGGAGAAGGCAAAAUCAUAUGGCUUGUUGUCAAAGGAGUUCAUGAGUCGUCAUGGACUACAUUUACUUGGUACAACAAGCACUUGGUUCUUGCUUGAUAUAGCAUUUUACAGUCAAAAUCUCUUCCAGAAGGAUAUCUUCAGUGCAAUUGGUUGGAUACCACCUGCACAAACUAUGAAUGCACUUGAGGAGGUUUACAAAAUCGCAAGAGCUCAAACACUUAUUGCUCUAUGCAGUACAGUUCCAGGCUACUGGUUUACGGUGGCUCUCAUUGACAGGAUAGGAAGGUUUAAAAUCCAAUUGAUGGGAUUCUUCUUUAUGACUGUCUUCAUGUUUGCUCUUGCCAUUCCAUAUGAUCACUGGACUCAUAAGGAUCACCGAAUCGGAUUCGUGGUAUUGUAUUCAUUGACCUUCUUCUUUGCAAAUUUCGGGCCUAAUGCUACCACCUUUGUUGUGCCAGCAGAAAUUUUUCCUGCUAGAUUCCGUUCUACCUGCCAUGGAAUAUCAUCCGCAUCUGGGAAGCUUGGGGCUAUGGUUGGUGCGUUUGGGUUCUUGUACUUGGCACAGAACAAGGACAAGAGUAAAGCAGAUGCAGGGUACCCUGCAGGUAUUGGUGUGAAGAAUUCACUGCUUCUCUUGGGUGUGGUUAACAUUUUGGGAUUCCUUUUUACUUUCUUGGUGCCCGAGGCAAAUGGAAAAUCUUUGGAGGAGAUGUCAGGUGAGAACGAAGAGGAAGCCGGAACCAAUGGAGAGUUGGAGCAAUCUCAUUCUCAUAACAGAACUGUUUCACAUGUUUAGAUUGAGUUUAAUUAGUUUGUUUUAUCUUGUAAUAAAGCACUAUCUUUCAAUUUGUUUAGGAUGCACCAAAGCUCUCCCUUCCCCUGUCACGUCUUUAUCCCGGAUUAUGUCUGAUGAACCAUUAGUUCUACAAAUAUCAAAUGCAAUGUUGCAAUUGAUGUUUAAUUUUUGGAUUUAAUAGUUAGUAGUUUCGAUUCAUUUUCAAAAACCAGUUUCGACUGUGUUCUAUUUUCUUUUCCUUUGUUACUUUCUGUUGUGUCAGUGUUCCAAUAAAUUAUUUUUAGUUGGUGUUAUUAAAA
This is a messenger RNA of Medicago truncatula (barrel medic), 2261 nucleotides long. Its product is annotated as inorganic phosphate transporter 1-4. The transcript is spliced from 2 exons. The record is from RefSeq and is a predicted model, not a curated record. Gene Ontology annotation, biological process: phosphate ion transport; transmembrane transport. Bases 352 to 1962 code for a protein of 536 amino acids. NCBI's taxonomy places the organism in Eukaryota, Viridiplantae, Streptophyta, Magnoliopsida, Fabales, Fabaceae. Gene Ontology annotation, cellular component: membrane. Gene Ontology annotation, molecular function: phosphate transmembrane transporter activity.